AUGUCUGCUCCAGUUAUCCCAAAGACCCAAAAGGCCGUCAUCUUCGAAACCAACGGUGGUAAAUUAGAAUACAAAGAUAUUCCAGUUCCAACCCCAAAGUCUAACGAAAUUUUGAUUAACGUUAAGUAUUCCGGUGUCUGUCACACCGAUUUGCACGCCUGGAAGGGUGACUGGCCAUUGCCAACUAAGUUGCCUUUAGUCGGUGGUCACGAAGGUGCUGGUGUUGUUGUUGCCAUGGGUGAUGCCGUUAAGGGCUGGAAGAUUGGUGACUACGCCGGUAUUAAGUGGUUGAACGGUUCUUGUAUGUCCUGUGAAUACUGUGAAUUAGGUAACGAAUCUAACUGUCCUCACGCUGAUUUGUCCGGUUACACUCACGAUGGUUCUUUCCAACAAUACGCCACUGCUGAUGCCGUUCAAGCUGCUAGAAUCGCUCCAGGUUCCGACUUGGCUGAAGUUGCUCCAGUCUUGUGUGCCGGUAUCACUGUCUACAAGGCUUUGAAGUCCGCUAACUUGAGAGCCGGUGAAUGGGUUGCCAUUUCCGGUGCUUGUGGUGGUCUAGGUUCUCUAGCUAUCCAAUUCGCUAAGGCUAUGGGUUACAGAGUCGUCGGUAUUGACGGUGGUGACGAAAAGGCUAAGAUGUUCAAGGACUUAGGUGGUGAAGUUUUCAUUGAUUUCACUAAGACAAAGGACAUUGUCGGUGACAUUAUCAAGGCUACCAACGGUGGUGCUCACGGUGUUAUCAACGUCUCCGUCUCUGAACAAGCUAUUGACGCUUCCGUUAAGUACUGUAGAGCUAACGGUACCGCUGUCUUAGUCGGUAUGCCAGGUGGUGCUCAAGUUAAGUCUGAUGUCUUCAACCAAGUCGUCAAGUCUAUCUCUAUUGUCGGUUCUUACGUCGGUAACAGAGCUGACACCAGAGAAGCUUUGGACUUCUUCUCCAGAGGUUUAGUCAAGUCUCCAAUUCACAUUGCCAAGUUGUCUGACGUUCCAGAAAUUUUCGAAAAGAUGGAAAAGGGUCAAAUUGUCGGUAGAUACGUUGUUGACUGUUCCAAAUAG
Messenger RNA from Naumovozyma castellii, 1056 nucleotides. RefSeq names its product alcohol dehydrogenase ADH5 (gene ADH5). NCBI's taxonomy places the organism in Eukaryota, Fungi, Ascomycota, Saccharomycetes, Saccharomycetales, Saccharomycetaceae. Bases 1 to 1056 code for a protein of 351 amino acids. The record is from RefSeq and is a predicted model, not a curated record. The transcript has a single exon.